Messenger RNA from Elaeis guineensis (African oil palm), 1667 nucleotides. NCBI's taxonomy places the organism in Eukaryota, Viridiplantae, Streptophyta, Magnoliopsida, Arecales, Arecaceae. The record is from RefSeq and is a predicted model, not a curated record.
GGAGAGGGGGCGGCUACUGGUGUUGGAAGUGGAGAGAUACCCUAUUUUACUCAGUUUCAACUAAUAAAAAAUUCAUAAAUGAGGGAGGUGGCGUAGUAUAUUUGGCAAAGGAGGGGUAUUAAUGAAAGCUUUAUGUGUUUGUUUUUAUCUGGUUCAUUUCAAGGGAAGGGAGACAGAGCAAAGGUGGGAGGAGGAGGAGAGGAAGGAAGGAGGCAGGAGGAGCGAAGGGCUUCGAGAAAGGGGACAUGUACCCCUCCAAGAGUUGUAGGCAUUAGUGGAGGUAAAUGAAGGCAUAUGAAGUGAUAAGUCAUAUGAAAAAUAACCCUGGUGCUGUGCUGAAAUAUUGCAGUAAAAGCAAGAAGAAUGCGCCAUCUUUGAGGACUUGCAAUCUCUGGGGAACUGAGAGAUGCCUCUUGAUAAUGCAAAUGCUUUUGACACACAACACUUCAGCAACAAAGAUUCAGAGCAUAGUUCAGUGACUUCAGUCCAUUCAGCAUCAAAUUGUGUUGAUAAUUUCCCAUCCUUGUGGAAACAAAGUGGUUCGCACUUUCCACAAUCAACUUAUUUCAAGAACUUCUGUAUGAAUAUGGGCUUCUUGGCACAACCUGAUAAUCAGAUGAAGCAACUGGGUGGUCAAAUGCCUGACCAGGACUCAUCCUCAUCUCAAUCAACUGGUCAAUCUCACCAAGAAGUGUCUGGAACAAGUGAAGGCAACCUUCAUGAGCAAAGUAUUUCAGCACAAGCUGGUAAUGAUAAGACAUGUGGAAAGCAGGUUGAGGGUCAUGUGAACUCAGUUUUAUUCCUAGGGACUCCAGAAGCUGCCUUUGUAUCUCCAAGACUUGAUUAUGGCCAGUCUUUUGCUUGUGUCCCUUACACCUAUGCUGAUCCAAGCUUUGGUGGUGUGCUGGCUGCAUAUGGGUCACCUGCUAUAAUUCAUCCUCAAAUGGUGGGAGUGCCACCUUCUUCUCGUGUUCCGCUGCCUCUUGAACCAGCUGCGGAGGAACCCAUCUAUGUCAAUGCAAAACAAUACCGUGCGAUACUCCGAAGGAGGCAGCUGCGUGCAAAGUUGGAGGCUCAAAAUAAACUCAUCAAAGCUCGAAAGCCAUACCUCCACGAGUCUCGGCAUCUUCAUGCAAUGAAAAGAGCAAGGGGAUCCGGUGGGCGCUUCCUAAAUACAAAGCAGCUCGAACAGCAGCAACAGCGACCACUGCUGCCGCCCCCACCUUCUGUUAGCACUGGUCUUGGGAAUCUCUCAGCCUCUAAUCUCCACUUUGAAAAUGGCCCCAGUGGUUCAUCUGCUGCUCCUACCAGCUCUGCUGAUGUCGUCAGAGUUUCCACCAGCGGAGGCAUGUUAGAACAGCAGGGUCACCUCAGCUUCUUGUCUGCUGAUUUCCACUCCCAUGUAAGGAGUACUCAAGGUGGAGGUGACAGCGGUUCCCAACCUCGGAUCACCAUCAUGCGGUAAAACGUAGGGAAUUGGCCUGAUGGUGUUUCCCUGGCAAUUCAUCCUUGGCUUAAGGUGUUUCCUCAGAAAUGCUUCAUUUUCGUAUGGUAGCAAGACUUGAUAGGGCUCAAAAAAUGCACCUCCAAAUUGUACUCUAAGUGCUUGACACCUUGUUUUGGAUAUGUUUAUGGUUAAAUAGAUGCCAACACUCUCUCAACUUUUA